Messenger RNA from Lytechinus variegatus (green sea urchin), 2998 nucleotides. RefSeq names its product serine/arginine repetitive matrix protein 1-like. NCBI's taxonomy places the organism in Eukaryota, Metazoa, Echinodermata, Echinoidea, Temnopleuroida, Toxopneustidae. The transcript has 2 exons. The record is from RefSeq and is a predicted model, not a curated record. Bases 201 to 2465 code for a protein of 754 amino acids.
GUAGAUCGAAUAUCCAAUUAAUCUUGUCAUCAAGGCUCAGUCCGGCCUGUGAUGAUUUCGUUUUACACCGUAAAAUUGAUAUGCAGCCUUUUUAUAUGUUCUGUGCCUUGAUUGAAAUAAAGUCAUGGAUCGAGGAGGAUAUGAUAGGAUUCUAGCUCGCUUUUUUUGGCAGAAGCUCUGAGGAGUCUACAUUGAACACUAUGUCAGGCUUCAAGGCCAAGCACCAAGCACUGCAGAUUCUGCAGCGUCUUGCAUCUGGUGAAAAGCUUCCAGGCAAGGAGAGAAACCCAACUUUCUCACCUCGGAAACCUGGCAUCAGGAACUCGGAUGAUAUCCUCAAGGAAAAGUACAAUGAACUUGCCGAGCUGGUGGCCCUGCAGCGCCUUGAAAAGCAGGCAGUGUCAUCUUUGCAGAAGAUGUAUGUCAGUCCACCGAAAGGGGAGAGGAGAUCUCGGAGGAGAAGAAGGGAUGGAGAAACGAGGACGAAGAGGAAGGAGGAUAACGAAAGGAAAGAAUCAAAGAAGCAGAGGCCAAUGUCUGCUUCAUCCACAUCAUCCUAUUCAUCUUCUGCAUCAUUUACCUCAAGGGCAUCCUCAAUGUCAAAUUCUUCGAGGUCAUCUUCAAUGUCAUCUAGGUCAAAUGUAUCAAGAUCAUCUGCUUCAUCAAAUACUUCAAGGGCAUCCACAAUGUCAAAUUCCUCAAGGUCAUCCACAAGGUCAAAGUCAUCAUCUACUCCAAAACCAGUUGAGAGGCACUUUGUCACCAUUGUAGAGGAGGAAGAGGAAGAGGAAGUUGUGAAUCAAGAUGACAUCAAGGAAAGACAGGUUGUCCAGUUUGACAAAGACCUAGCUCAAGAGAACAAGGAGGAAGCCGAGCGCAAGAAGGAGGCCUCAAAACGUAGAAGGCAGGUUUCGUUUGUCCUGGAAACGCAGGAAAAGAGCAGUGAUGAUGAUGACGAUAUGGAUGAUGAAGAAGAGAAUGUUCCUGAUGAGGAUGAGAGAUAUGUCCCUGGAGAGGAGAGUUCAUCUCCUUCUAGGUCGCAGGAUUAUGAUAGAAGGCAUAAUACAGGUGAUCCCACACCUCGUUACAUUGAGAUUGAGGAUAGUAUACUGAGGGAGAUUCUCAGUCCAAGGUCUCCUCGUCGUGGUUUUAAGUUAUCACAGAAUUCAGAGGACAGAUCACCAUUCAGGGAUAGAUCGAAAUCACCCCAACGGAAAGCACGUAGUCCAUCCCCGAAGAGGGCAUGGGAAGUACCAAACACUUUACCGCUUCCCCCAAGACCUGUCAAAGACAUAAAACCCUGUGAUCAUAAGUUGAGCAACACCGACAAUCCUGAAAUAAAGAAGUGGCUGCGUCACAAGAAUGCUCUGAUUCGACGGGAGAGGAAGGCAGAGUUGCAGAAAGAGAGGGAGAAGCAAAGAGCUGCAGAGGCAUCUAGUCAGAAACGGGUUGAAAGGCUUGUGGAAUCUGAGGAAUUCUAUGAUACCUGGGUGAAGCAGAAGAAAAAAGACCUGAGGAGGAAGCACAGAGAUGAACGUCGUCUUGCCAAAGAGGAAAGGAGGAGACAAGAAGAAGAAAGGGCUAGAAGAGAAAAACUAUUCCAGGAAAAGAUCAACAUGUCCGUUUCUUCUUUUGGUGAGAGAGUCCCGACACCAAGAAAAGAGAAACAGAUAAGGAAGCAGUCUGGGAAAUCCAUAGGUGAAGACAACAGUCCCAAGACCAAAUUGAAUAUUAGAAAAGCGAAAGACAAGGGUUCGGAAAUUGAUGGACAGCAGAGAUUUCCAUCUUCGAAUCCUUUCAAGGGAGUGACGUAUGAUGAAUGGAUGAAGCAAAAGAUGAAGCAAGAUGAGAUUAACAAAAAGAAGGAAAGACAAAAGAAAAAGAUUGAUCCUGACUUGGAGGACAUCAUCCCACAGGUUGCUAAAGAAAGGAUUGAAAGAGCCAAGAGUGGGAAGGGGAGGAGGGUCAGCAGUGCUUUGGGAAAGGAGAAGGAUGAGAGACCGGAAUGCGAUCGUGCUGCAACCGAAAAGACGGAUGCGCCAAAACCUUACAGGUGGUCCAACGAUUCUACAAGCACCUCCGAUAAACAUUCCAAACAAAGCAGUGCACACGGCAAAGGGGGACUUCACAGACCAUCCACUGCUAAAAAUCACCUCCGCAAUGCACCCCACCAAGAGAGGGUACCAUCGACCAAUCCUGGCAAGGUUCAUGGUCCUAGAGUCUUUUCACCGUCUUUCGCCCGUCCAGAGCCGCAGGGAAGUGAGAGUAACGAUGAUCAUUCGGAACAUAAUGGAAAUAAGGGUAAGCCAAUACUGCAUAGAAACACGGCUGGUAAGAAUGAUAAGGUUGGCAAUCAAAACGAAGAAGGUCUUGUCUGGGAAAAGGCUUUGGUGAAAGCAAACCCUGCACAGCCAGUUGCAGACCCUGAAGACUUGUCAAUCUUUUUAACAGAAUUCGAUGGGUAGUUAGACAUAAAGUUUUACCCCACUAUUAUUAAACCAGAAUGUUUCAAUUGCAUGUAUAGCUUAUCCUUGAGGAACAAAAAAAGAGUGAGUCAUAUUUAAUAUGCCUGGACCCUGUUGCAUAAACAUUACUGUAUAACCUUGCCAUCCAACUUUAUUGAAAUCCUUGAAUUUGAUUGGGUGAUUAGCAUUGUUACCAUGGUAGUUACCUUUGGAUGGCAAAGUUACUAUAAUAUUUUUUAUGCAAUGGGACCCUGGUGCAUGUUGUUUGUGUCAUGUGCAGAAGCGAAAGGCAAAAUAUUUUAAAAUACUAGUAAAAGAGUAACUUGCUCCUUAUGACAAUUUGUUAUUGUCAAUAAAUUGUUUCCCACUAUUGAGCUCAGUCUUAAUAUGAACAGGAAAUACGAAUAUUUGUAGCUCUUCCACGAUUUGUCGAUUACACUCAGCAUUUAUACCAAAUUGCACCAUGAUACGCAAAUUAAGGGACAAUCAGACUUUCAGUUUAAAGCUUUAAUUAGCAUUUAGAAGCACAUGGC